Messenger RNA from Plasmodium inui San Antonio 1, 2982 nucleotides. RefSeq lists its product as hypothetical. Lineage: Eukaryota; Apicomplexa; Aconoidasida; Haemosporida; Plasmodiidae. Bases 1 to 2982 code for a protein of 993 amino acids. The record is from RefSeq and is a predicted model, not a curated record. The transcript has a single exon.
AUGUACCUGCUGAAAAAACGGCUUGAACUGAACCAUGCAGGGCGGAUAAGCAGUGUAGUCUUGCUGAGGAACCCCCCCCGGGGAGUAGUCAAAAUAAGAGUGAAGAAUUUUGCAUAUGCAAAAAGCAUAUACGAAUGCAGCACUCUGGAAGGAGAUGUGCAGCAUACGGAUACUUCUCAGGGGGUAAAUAUCAAGAGAACAAUAACACCAAAGUUCCUACCCCACGGAACAGAUUCCACUAGUACAUAUAAUGAGAAUCUACGUAGUGUAUUCUUUUCCAACAGCAUGGAUGACGUGAAAGUCUAUUUUGAUAACAAUUUUAACGAAAUGAAAAAUCAUGAAUAUGUGUAUUUGCUAUUUAAAAUGUAUGAAAUUAUUUUUUCUAAUUUUUACAAAACGUAUCAAUCUUGCGACAUUUUGAGGCUGGACAAUCCGCAGUUCAGAUUUGUGACCUUUGACCAGUACGUAGAUGACUGGGUAGGGAGAUAUGGCGGUGGAAGUCGCCAAAGCGGCAUAGGAACAGCAGGGGAGAAUGAAAUCAUAUUUUACGAAAAUGAUGAGCAGAAUGGCAUUUGUGAUAGGAUAUUGGACAGCGAGGGAAGUAGUCCAUCCAGCCCUGUAAGCCAUAAAAGAGGGAAGGACCAUCUCACCUUGGACGAUUCUGAACGAUUGAAGGAGACGAAAGGAGAAGUGCAUAAUAUAGAAGGGCAGAACUAUGUAAUAAAUACUUCCCUGCCAGACGGUGUAGAUGACCACACAGCAAGCAGUUAUUAUUCUCCACAGGUUAAUCUGAACACGCUGAUUCAGAUACACCUUAACUACGUGCAGUAUAUAGAAAAAUUCAACAUCAAGGAGAGCACAUGGAAGGAUUACGUAUCGUCCUUCAUGACAAAACAGUAUGAAGAGUUGUACCGAAAUGUGCUAAACGUAAUUUAUAAAAAAAUCUUUUUCUUUUCAUGCAAAGAUGUUAUUAACUACCUGUAUGUAACGAAACGGAUCAACCUCCUGUCCAUAAGGGAAGUGAGCAUCUUAGCAGAAAACGUCAUUUUGCAAAAUAUGAAGCAUUUGGAUGAAGAAUCCCUAGUGAAAGUAGGCUACAUAUAUCUAAACAACUCCAACAAGGAGAAAAACAUUCAUCAUAUAGGCAGAUACGGAAGUAAGAACUUCCUAGAGACAUACCUCAGCUUAGUUCAAAUGAAGGUAAAAUCCAUGAGUAAUGAAAAUUUUGUAAAAAUCCUCGAAUACGUAAGUAAGAACAAUUACAAGCAUGUUCAGAUUUUUAGAGACUUAAAGGGGGAAGUGUAUAAGAGGUAUAAUAAUCUGACACCGGAGCAGAUGGUGAAGCUCUUCUUUUUGUACUCGCAGAAUAUGAAUGCGGCGGACGAUGUCUUGAUGCGUAAUUUUGUGAAGGCCAUAGUUGAUAUGUUUUCACCUGAGGGGGAGGAAGCAGAAGGGGCAGCUCUGGCCGCGGGGGUGGGUUGCCAGGAGAGACGCGAGUUGGACAAGUUGGGCCAGUUGCACCAGUCGGACCAGUUGGACCAGUUGCACAAGUCCGAUAUGUUGCACCAGUUCACCGAAGGAACGGGAGAAAGGCAUCAUCCCGCGGAAGGCCUCCCCCUGUCUGUACUGCUUAACGGAAUAUGGACGAGUGCCAAGUAUUUUAAGGAUUCGCCUUUUCUGCUGAUAAAGAGCGAAAAGGUGAUUUUGGAGAAUAUAAAAAAUUUUAGCGCAAACACGGUUAGCAUGCUGAUUUGGUCUUACAGCAUGGUGGAAGGGAAGAAUCCCCAAGUGCGGUUCAGCAAUGAGUUCUAUUUCGAGUUAAAGGAGAGAGCGCUGCAAUUGCAUCGGGUCAUGACUCCCAAGCAGCUAUCCAACAGUGUACUCGGGUUAGCAAUUACCGUUGGGAGGACGGUGAGUUGGGAUGGGCGCGUCGACACCGAAAUGCAUGAGGUGGUUGAGCGGCACCUGUUGAGUAUGGGGGGAGCGAGCGAAAGGGGGGUUAUCAGCAUUGGGGGAGCGAGCAAAAGCGAGGUCAGCAGCAUUGGGGGGAAGCCAAACGUCCAUGCCGCAGGAGGGAGUUCUCGUUUCCUAAACCUGUUCUCAUCGGAAGAUUUGUCAAACUUGUGCUAUGCGUAUUCGCUUGUUCGGAGCGGCAGCAGAGAACUACACAGUCUUAUCCAGUCAGCCAUACUGAAGAAGCAGAGUGAUUUGUCCCCUCAGGAGAUUGCCAAAAUAGCGUACGCCUAUGGAAAUAUGUACUUCUACGCUUCAUACACCCUGCUGAGUUCAUUACAGUAUGAGAUUUUGCAACGGAUGCAUCAGUUUUCUCACCACGAGAUAUGUGACAUCUUAUGGUGUUAUUGCGUUAAUCGAUUUUUAGACGCCAAUUUCUGGAAAUGUCUAUUACGUGCAAUUGAUAUGGAGAAGUUGGGAGACCCUCGUUGCUGUUUGUUGUACUCUUCUCUGUCUUAUGUCAAUCUGAUUGAUUCAUCCAUCCUCGAUUCGUACAAUACGUUGCGUGUGUUUCACUUGGUUAGUGAGCACUACUGGCGAUUUCAGAAUGAAGAAUAUCUUCACAGUUUCGCGGACGACGUGGUGGAUGCAAUGUGUAAGGAGAAUGCCUUAGUGAGGGGGAGAAGUGGAAGGAAUGGACAAAAGGGAGCCGAAGAGGUACACACGGGAGGGGAAGAGUCACACACACAUAUACGAAGUAGCAACCGGGAUCGUCCCUUCCAGUGCAUUAAGAAGGCCUACGAUUAUGAAGGUUUCCUAAUUGACAUUUAUUUUGAAUAUAUGGAUAGCCCAUAUGCCGUCUUCCUUUACAGCGCAUUGAACACAAGUUCGGGUGGGUAUCCCUUGGGAGAGAGCGUUCUCAAGGCUAGAUACUUCAGGAGGAAGAACAUCAGGACGGUUCAUCUGCUUCACAGCAUAUGGAGCGACUACCGUGGGAAUCCAAUCGAUCUGCUCCACGCCCAGCUAUAA